GGUUUAGUGGGCCAAGGGUUCUAUGAGUCGGAACACGUGUUAUCUCUUGAGAAGAGUUUAAGGGUCCUGAGGGUGCCGAGUUUUGUUAUCAACCGCUUCCAUGUGUGUUCGCACAUCCUGAUACCCACGAACGCUGUGAAGCAGAGAACCCAGAAGAAUCCCAAAUGAUGAAGCUGAGUCUCAUCAAAGUCGUUAAUGGCUGUCGUCUAGGAAAAAUACAAAACCUGGGCAAAGCAGGGGACUGCACGGUGGACAUUCCGGGCUGUCUUCUCUACACCAGGACUGGCUCUGCCCCACACCUGACACAUCAGACGCUGCGUAACAUCCACGGGGUCCCAGGCAUGGCCCAGCUCACACUCUCAUCCCUAGCAGAGCAUCAUGAAGUCUUGGCAGAAUAUAAGAAAGGAGUUGGAAGCUUUAUAGGCAUGCCAGAAUCGCUCUUCUAUUGUUCCCUGCACGAUCCAGUCACCCCCGGCCCAGCUGGUUAUGUAACAAAUAAGUCUGUGUCCGUGUGGGGUUUUGGAGGUCGAGUGGAAAUGACUGUUUCCAAGUUCAUGGCAAUUCAGGAGGCCCUGCAGCCAGAUUGGUUCCAGUGCCUCUCAGAUGGGGAAGCAUCUUGUGGAGAAACAACUUCCAUAAAAAGGGCCAGGAAGUCUGUGGACCGCUCGCUUCUGUUCCUGGACAGCUGUUUGCGACUACAGGAGGAGUCUGAGGUCCUCCAGAAAAGUGUGAUCAUUGGAGUGAUUGAGGGUGGAGAUGUGAUGGAAGAGAGGUUGAGGUCGGCACGAGAGACAGCCAAGCGACCCGUCGGGGGCUUCCUGCUGGACGGCUUUCAAGGGGAUCCAGCAGUCACAGAAACCAGACUGCACUUGCUGUCAUCAGUCACUGCAGAGCUGCCAGAGGACAAACCAAGGCUCAUCUGCGGUGUCAGCCGGCCAGACGAAGUGCUCGAGUGUAUCGAAAGGGGAGUGGACUUGUUUGAGAGUUUUUUCCCAUAUCAAGUGACAGAGCGGGGCUGUGCCCUGACUUUCACCUUUGAUUGCCAGCUGAAUCCUGAGGAGACACUAUUGCAUCAAAAUGGAGUCCAAGAAGAAAUAAAAGGCUUGGAUCAAGCAAAGAAAAUUGAAGCAACUGGUUGCAACCAAGAGAUGACGUCAUUUGAAAUUAAUCUGAAGGAGAAAAAGUACCAGGAAGACUUUGACCCGCUCGUAAGAGGGUGCUCCUGUUACUGCUGUAAGAACCACACCCGUGCGUACGUCCACCAUCUUCUGAUGACCAACGAGCUGCUGGCUGGUGUCCUGCUUAUGAUGCACAACUUCGAGCACUACUUUGGAUUUUUCUGCUCCAUCCGAGAAGCACUAAAGAAUGACACACUGGCACAGCUGAAAGAACUCAUUUGCAGACAGAUGUUUUGAGAACUGGAAAAUACAAGCCUGUCUCUGUCUCCAGAAACAGUGAAGUGGCAGAGAUCUGAGCUCUCAGCGGUUACGGUGGGACCAAAGAGCAUCUGCCCCACCCUGCCCACAGGAGUAUGGAGGAAGGCCUUCUGCAGAUUUCUUGACCCACAUUGAUCAGAACUGUGACUUUAUUUUUCUAGGUUUAUUCUACUAGUGAGAUUCCUUUAGUUGAAGACAAAGUAUUAGAUAUGAGAGAGCCUUGAAAGGAUUUGAGGUUUUAGGAACCAGUGAGAUGGGUGAGGCCCGAGUGGAGAUGGCUGCCAUAGCUGGAAGCACAGCUAUUCCCUGGAGAAGUCAUCUAGCUGAUUCCACAGGCUUUUAUUUGUUUCUCCUCAUGCUCUCAGGGGCUUUGGGCCAUACCUUUGUCUUCAGGGUUACCACAGCAGCUACCACUCAGGGUUCUCCUGCCUUAAACAUGUUCAUCCGUCCCAGGAAUACGGGGCUCAGGCCAUGCUUUUGUGAUCUGUUGACGUCAUUUGGCUACAAGUCUUUUUGUGCCUGGGUCUUCUGAAAGCCACUGUACUUGCCCAUUAGGAACCAAAUAUUGCCUAGCUGCUCUCUCUGGUUGUGCAGAUCCAGCUAACAGCUUCAGCAUCGUAAACUGUCUAACUGUAAUGACUGCUCUGUGGCCCCAAUCCUGGCCUGACAGCAGAUGGGUUUCCAUUCCACUCAGCUGUAAGCUCAGGCAAAUGCUGACUUUUCUGAGCCUGUCCCCUCGUGAGUAAACAGGGACAGGCAUGGGCAGGUGGAAGCAGACUGUUCAGAAUCUCCGUCAUACUCGCCAUCCUUAUUUACUAAGCACUGUCGGCCUCACCCCUUCCCCCAUUCUUCCUUUCGUUUUUUGUUUUUGUUUGUUUGUCUGUCUGUUUUGUUUGUAUCCAGCCAUAAGAUUGUCCUGUGGAUUUUGAAGUGGUUGGUGAAUUGGCAUCCUUCUGACCCUGAGGCUGGUUGUCCCUCCGGGGUUCUCUGUAAUUCUGUAUUUUUGUGGUGGCAUGACAGGGCUUUUUUUUUUUUUUUUAAUGUAUCUUUUCUAUAUUUAUCAAUUUUUCUAAGGAGUACACAAAACAUAUGUAUAUACAUGUAGUUUUUAUAAAAAUAAUACAAUUUAAAAGAUUCAUUUUUGUAGGUGUAAGAAAUGCAUUUCUUAUAUUUGUUUGGUUUCCAAUUUAUAGUGGCCAUUACUGAACAUUGUAUGUAGGAAUUAUGAAAUUACUGUACUUUUAUGUGUUGGAAAUCCAACGUUGUUUUUCCUUUUUGUGGUAUGACUUCUUGAUGAAUGCAAGGGAUUCAUAGAAUGCAGACACAGAGACAGAGUUUCUGUUCUCAGUGAUCUAUGUUGAAUAUAUUUUGUACUUGUUUAUAUGUUUUAUCCUUGGCCAAGACCAAACCCAUUAUUGAAGGAUUAUUAGUAAAUAUCUAAGAAUCCAUAUAAAUUUAUGAGUUUUAUUUAUGUCCAAAACACUGAAAAUUCUGUUAAACAUUGUUCAGUUCCCUGGGUCUUUUUCUUAUUAGCACAUUUGAAAAAAUUAUUUCCUUUUAUGUUGUAAAUGUAUGAAGGGCA
Messenger RNA from Mus caroli (Ryukyu mouse), 3018 nucleotides. It is a transcript of the gene Qtrt2, whose product is annotated as queuine tRNA-ribosyltransferase accessory subunit 2. Lineage: Eukaryota; Metazoa; Chordata; Mammalia; Rodentia; Muridae. The record is from RefSeq and is a predicted model, not a curated record.